Messenger RNA from Arachis ipaensis, 357 nucleotides. RefSeq lists its product as uncharacterized. The record is from RefSeq and is a predicted model, not a curated record. NCBI's taxonomy places the organism in Eukaryota, Viridiplantae, Streptophyta, Magnoliopsida, Fabales, Fabaceae.
AUGACUUUGGAAAGGGCUCUCUCUGACUUAGGUGCCAGCAUCAAUUUGAUGCCUCUCUCAAUGAUGAAAAAGCUUGUAAUAGAGGAAGUUAAACCCACCAGAAUGUCAUUUCAAAUGGUAGAUAGAUCACUCAAGAUACCUAAUAGAGUUGUAGAGAACUUAUUGGUAAAGGUUGGGGAAUUCAUCUUCCCUGCCGACUUUGUCAUCUUAGACAUGGAAGAAGAAAGGCACAACUCAAUUAUCUUGGGACGACCUUUCUUAGCCACAGCAAGGGCUAUCAUUGAUGUGGAAAAAGGUGAAAUGAUCCUCAGGGUGCAUGAUGAGCAAAUGAUCAUCAAUGUCCUUAAAGCAAUGUAA